This is a messenger RNA of Orcinus orca (killer whale), 7428 nucleotides long. It is a transcript of the gene ERP27, whose product is annotated as endoplasmic reticulum protein 27. Gene Ontology annotation, cellular component: endoplasmic reticulum. The transcript has 7 exons. The coding region runs from base 850 to 1644 and encodes 264 amino acids. The record is from RefSeq and is a predicted model, not a curated record. NCBI's taxonomy places the organism in Eukaryota, Metazoa, Chordata, Mammalia, Artiodactyla, Delphinidae. Gene Ontology annotation, biological process: response to endoplasmic reticulum stress; protein folding.
UGGGCAAUGAGCUUUCAGGAUAGGAAUGGUAGGAAAUCUCAAUUUAUUUUAUUUUAUAGUAUUAUCAUAUAGAAGUUUCUACUAAGCUGGAGACUUAUAUAUCCCUCUGCCUGUGAGAAUCUCUCGAAUUUCCACAGGCACCUGGGCCACAUCAGGCACUGUUUCUCUCCUGCUUAAGAUCUUUCAGUGGCUUCCCAUCACCUACGAAAUAAGACAAGCUCCUACACUUAGAAUAUAAAGCCCCCUGCGAUCUGGUCCCAGCGUGCCUUUCUGCCUGGAUUUAUCAUUCCCUUUUCUGGUAAUACUAAAUUACUAAUAAUUCUCUCUCACACCACGUUUACAUCUCUGUGCUUUGGCUCUUUACAUGAAACUCCCUUUCCACCUUCGUUGCUUCGUAAAAUUUUAUUUACCCAGGACUCUGUUUAGGCAUCCCCAGCAGGAAGAAAGCCUUCACUGGACCCCACCAGUGUUUAAAAUGUCUUUAGUUCAUCAUGUCCUAGCACCCUGUGAGUUUCCCAAUUUUAUAAUCAUUUUCUAUUUUAUAUUUAAAUGAUCUGUUCAUUUGCCCAUUUUUCACAUAAACAAUCUAGCCUGGGAGAGGUGAUCAGGUCACAGUUAUCAUUGUAUCUCUAGUGCAUAGGUCAAUACCCGGCAUAGAAUAUUUUAUUUAAAUGCACUGACCUGACUUUCUUCUAGCUGGUUUUGUUCUGAGGCCCUGUCACUGAACUCCAUCUCUUAUCUCAGAAGUUGAAGGUCCCCCAUCCCAGAGCCAGCUGCUAAGUUCCCAGAGCUUGAAUAACACCACAGUCAGCUGAAGAGUGGGCAGCCUCAGACACCACGGCCGGGAAAAUGGGGGCCAUGCCGUUCAGACGCCUGUAUCUGUUAUGUCUCUUCAUGUGCAAGCUAUCCCCGGAAGUUGCUGCAGAAGUUCAGGAAUCCUCAGAUGGUCCCGGUGCCCGGGAACCUGUCUGGCUCACAGAUGUCCAGGCUGCCGUGGAAUUCGUCGCUGCUGCUGAGGAUUUAGAAGUACCAGCAGUGUCCGUACUCCACAGUGUGGUGAAAGAUUUCCAAGAUGUGUCAUUUGGAAUCAGCACUGCCUCCGAGGUUCUGGCCCACUACAGUGUUACUGGGAACACCAUUUCCCUCUUUCGUCUGGUGGAUAACAAACAACUGGAUUUAAAGAAUGAAGACAUUGAAAGCAUGGAUGCUACCAAGUUAAGCCAUUUCAUUCAGAGGAACAACCUCCACUUGGUGACAGAGUAUAACCCUACGACUGUAAUUGGCCUAUUUAAUAGUAUGAUUCCAAUUCAUCUUCUACUGAUGAUGAACAAGGCCUCCCCAGAGUAUGAAGAAAGCUUGCACAGAUACCAGGAAGCAGCUAAGCUCUUCCAGGGGAAGAUUCUUUUUAUUCUGGUGGACAGCGGUGUGAAGAAAAAUGGGAAGGUGAUAUCAUUUUUCAAACUAAAGGAGCCUCAGCUGCCUGCAUUGGCAAUUUACCAGACUCUGGACGAUGUGUGGGAUACACUGCCCAUAACGGAAGUCUCAGUAGAGCACGUGCAAAACUUUUGUGAUGGAUUCCUGAAAGGGAAGAGGUUGAGAGAAAAUCAUGACUCAGAAGAAAAGAUGUCAAAGAUGGAACUCUGAUUUCUCCCUGCUUCUUCUGCGUAGGACAAAGUAACUACUUGAUGCCGAAUAAAAAGGGGUGACCCAAACCUCAGAGACAGUAAACAGGAUCACCAGACUUUACACAUACACAUACAUGCACACACACACACACACACACACACACGUGCGCGCGCGUGCACGCACAGCUCCAGUUUGUUCCUUAAAGUCUCAUUGACUCUACUUUCCCUUUCUUUUAAAUUUUACCCUUCCGGUGUUCUCUUCUGCAUUCAUACUGAGUAGGCCCAUGCACCGUCACACAUACCACUGGAUGCAGGCUUUAUGAGAAAUACUGCGCUACUGCUGUGAAGUGACAGCAUUCCUAGAGGGAGAUCGUUCCGGUGUAUCAUUUGAUAUUGAAUUCGUAUACAGCACGCGACUUACACACAACAUCUUGUAGGGUUGCCUGAGGGUUGAAACUCUGCUUUCCUCAUGUCCCUCUCUGACUCAGGGUCAAGGACAAAAAGAUGGUUUAAAAUGCCUUUCUGAAAUUGUCUUUUUGUCAGAAGUAAAAUGGUAUUUCCAAGUCUCUGAACUCAGCAGAAACAGACCGUGUAAAAACUCUAUUCUUGUUUCAAGUUCCUAACUCCCCCUAUAAAUCAACAGCUGCAUGAUAAAUAAAAGGCCAUCAUGUUAUAGGAAAAGACUGGCAUCUCUUUGCAGACCAAAUCCCUUAUAAAUAUCCCGCCACCCAACUCAGCAGAAUGGACCUCCCCCUUUUGUAUCUGCUGUUAGAGUCAGGCCAUGAGCCACUAAUGUGUUAUCGUUCACUGUGGGUGGGAUGGGAGCUGGUAGAGACCAUCUUGCAUGAGGAUUGGUAUAAAUGUGGCAGACGAGCUACGGGAAUCAAAUUAGGUAAAAGGUUGGAGAAGGGGUAGGAGGGGGAGCUUGGCCCCAGGGGCGACCUGGGGCUGGCUAAACGUGGAUUAUUGCAGGUGAAGUGUGCAAUCCAGCCCUUGUGGAACGGAGGGAGAGUUUGGCUGAGUGUCUCUGGCCCACAGGCUGUUACUGUGAACACACAGAUGAGACAUUGUUCCCAGGAGGCCCUUGGCUCCAAAGCAAAGUACCUAAGUGCUGAAGAGCUGAAAAACUACAGUGUAUACCUAAGGACUGGUCCAAGUGGGGAACAGAGACUGAAAGACUUAGUUGUUCCUUCCUGGGGGGAAAUCUCCAUGGCCACUGAGCUGGGAGUCAGCUGCUGGCAUGGACUCUGAAAGCAACUGUGUAUGGUACACCCCUCGGCAACACGAGACCAGUAGAUUCUGAGAAGCCCAUCCCAUCCGUCCACAGGUCUACUGAAAACCACCCAAACAGUCUCCUGCUUAAGGCUGAAAAAUAUUCCUGGGAUAGGCACAUCCCAGAAGCCUCCCUUUGAUACUGCAAACCAGAACUCUUGACAUUUACAGUCAGGAAAUUCUUCCUGAUAUCCAGCUGAGGUCCAGUAGCCACACAAGCUCGUUUCUUCUUACCUGUACUGAGUGGAAAUUCUUAACAGCUGCCAAUCACCAUCACUAAAUGGUACCUUUAACUCCUUGCUGGUUGGUCUUAAGCCCUCUUAUCUAAUCGUCUUUCCUCCAUACUCAUAAUCCAAACUUUUCACCUUUUUAAAAAAUUUCCAAGUCAUUUGAUUGACUUUAUUAUUUCCUCUCUUCCCUCUUUUUCAAAGUUCCCUCUUUCUUUGCUUAAAAUAAUGGGAUUCCAGACUAUCGUAGGAAUUUGGUAAACGCUAAAACAUAAAUUCCCAUGAGCUAUAUUUUAUUCAAUAUUGAGUUAAUUUUUCAAAUAUUUUACUUGAAGUCUUCCCCCUAAUAACUAUGGUCACCACUGACCAUAGGUCUUACAUUUUUACAGUGCAUUUUUCUGCUUGAUUACCUUCAAAUAGCGAUUUUACUAUACAGAGUACUUUGUAUGUGCCUUUUUCUCUUUAUGGUAUUUAAUUUAAUUAUUCCUUCUCAGUUUAUGUUUCUCCAGAACUGAAAGAUAUUUUUGUCUGUCUUCUUCACAGUCAAUCUUGUUCUUUGUACAGGAGUUAUGACCAAAGAAUGGAACUUCUUUCAAAAGAAGAGAUUUAUAAAGGUUCUCAUUCAUUCACUAAAGAUAACACUUAGUAUUAUAAACUUCUGUCAUCUUUAGAUCUUCUCUGUCUUUGAGUAAUAUCUUCCUAAGACUCUAGAUUCAUUUUCCCAAGGCCAUAUUAUUGUUGAAAUAUCUAGAUAUAUCACAGCUAUUUUUCAUUGUGGAGUCAUUUAUUGGUCCUAGCUGGCAAGACUGCCAUACUUUUUUCCUUAGAGGAUGAAGGAAGUGGUGAUGUUAUACAAUAGAACUUUGUAAAAUCUAUUAGAAGGUUUGGAAGACUACAACAGAAGGCAGGAGUGGGAGGAAGGCAUGAGUCAGAGCAAUGCCAGGAAAGUUUGUAUUUGAGUCUCACCUCUUCUGUGCCUGUGGCUUUGUGACCUUGGAAAAAACACUUUCUAGCUUAGAACUUCAGUUCACUGAAGAUAAUACAGUAAUAAUUCAUAGGAGUUUUUGAAAUCCAGAGUGAUAAUACAUAUUAAGUAAGUUUUUCAUUACUUUUAUUUUUUGGUUUAAUGCUACCCUGUCUUCUCUGGGUAAUGGUCGUUUCUCCAAUUGUCAGAACUUAUGGCAAAGGAAAGUCUUCCUUCAGGAGAAAUAGUUGAAAUAACUUUUAAAGUUUUGUGUUUUUGUUAAUCAAUCAAACAUGGAGGCGCUGGGAGUUGAACCCAUGGCCUCAUGUAUGCUAAGCAUGUGCUCUACCACUGAGCUACACCCCGUCCUUCUUUGAAAUAAUUUUUUUGAAUGUAGGCUUUAUUAUUAUCCAUGUGUGGUGAAGCCAACAGAUCAGGAGAUGGUUGCCAUUGAAAAGAUAGUUUGUUACUCACAGUUCCCAAGAGGAGGGCACAUGCCAUGUCACAAAGGGCCACAUGGGGAAACACCAGCAUUGGUCAGGAGACAGAAGAAACAAGGAGGAAAUAUGGGCAAGAGCCUUCAUUGUGGCUUUUGUGGGAAGGAACAGUCAAGGCAGGGUAAGCAGGAUUGGCUGGUUUGAAUAAUUUCAGCAGACUCUGGGCCAUAGAAGCUGUCGCUGGUUGCCCUGAACAUGGCCCUGGUGUUAUUAGGGCAAAUGGAUUUUGUCCCAGAGUGUAAGAGCCUUGUGAGAGUUCAGUAAAGGAGGUGGUAUGGGUACAGAAUAUGGACUUGUUAAUUUGCAUGUGAAAGAAACUCUAGCAGAUGAGUUGCUUACUACCUCUAGAAUUGGCUAGCUCUGGGAGGAGCAAUCUCUCCAGGGUCAGCAAGGCCCCAGAUGUCAAAGCAUCAGAAACAUAUGGUUAAUACAAUCCUCUCACACUCACCUGUCGUGAGAUUUCUCUCCCAACUCACCUAGUUUGGUCAUGCUACAAAGGAAGGCAUACUGUCUUCAUCAGACCCUUAUUAAUACACGUAUACCUUGGGUGUGGAGGGAUAAGAUGGGUAUCAAGUGGUGCAUUAUUAGAGAACAGUUCAUUUAUUCAUAUAUUCAUUCAUUCAUUUAAAUACCUACUAAUCAACUACAAGGAUGUCAGGCAAAGUUGCCUCCUAAGAGAGAAAAUUUGGCCUUGGGUGAUGAGCUAUAGAACAGGGAAGUUUCAGUUGUAGUGACAACAGGCAGCAUGGAAGCCAUCAGACUGAUUCAGAGAACUUUAGGACAGAGAAAGCUGGAUAAAGGAGAAGGGGGUGCUGUGGAGAGGGAUGGAUGGGAGGCUGGCAGUGGGCUGAGGAGCCCCGGAGUUGGGGAAGAGGAACAACAAAGGGACAGAGUCUACCACAAAAGGGGAGAGGCUCAUCAUGGACAAACUUUACUUCACAAUUGAGUUUGGAACCAGUCCUAUUUAUUUCACCUUUCUGGAAGGAUCUGGUUUCCUAAGCAAGGAAAAUAGAACAGGAAGUGGGAUAUAUCUGACGCAUGCUCCUAAUUACAGCACUUUUACAUACAGAGACCUAAGAAUAGAAAAAGAAGGAUGUUUAAAACUUCUUUUGAGUUUUGAACCUUUGAAGAAACGGUACUCAAGAAAUCAAAGAAACAAAUGAAUUUUAAAGUCAUACCUUUGUAAACAAGCAUGAGAUUCACCCUCAUUCAAAUCAUUUCCAAGAUAGGCCAGGGUGUCAUUCUUUUUCUUUCCAAUCUGCAACCAGAGGUCAUUGUUUCUGUGAGCUUCACAGUGAAAUAUCUGAGUGACUCUAGGAGCAGAAGGUAAGGGAGAGUGAAGGAUGAGGGGGUUAAGCUACAUGUAUAGGUUCUGAAAAAUUGUGUGGAAUCCAGACUUUAAUGUGUCGUUGUCCAAACAGUUGCACUAAGUCUUAAUAGCAGGAUUCAAUUUCUACAUUAGACCUACUAGUCUUAAUACAGUAACAUGGUUUUAGCCUGGGCUUGAGGAAGAAAAAAUAGAUGAGAUUUGACCUAAUUCCAGCUGUAGUGAAGAAUUUAAAAAUUAACAAAUAUGUAGUGUUGGACUUACCUGGUGGCACAGUGGUUAAGAAUCCUCCUGCCAAUGCAGGGGACAUGGUUCAAGCCCUGGUCCAGGAAGAUCCCACAUCCUGGGGAGCAACUAAGCCUGUGCACCACAACUUAUGGGCCUGCACUCUAGAUCCCGUGAGCCACAACUACGGAGCCCACGUGCCACAACUACUGAAGCCCAUGCACAUCGAGCCCGUGCUCCACAGCAAGAGAAGCCACCUCAGUGAGAAGCCCGCGCACCACAACAAAGAGUAGCCCCUGCUCUCCGCAAUUAGAGAAAGCCCGUGCGCAGCAAUGAAGACCCAACACAGCCAAAAAUAAACAAAUAAAUCAAUUAAUUAAUUUAAAGUGUAGUGUUACAGGUCAUGUUUCCCAGAAGGAAGACUCUGAGACUGAAUUUCCUUGCAGAAAGUUUAUUGGGGGGUGUUCUUAGGACCUGUGAGGAAAUGAAGAAAGUAGGAUUGGGCAGAAGGAAAAGCUGGGAUGUGAUAUAGUCACACAAUAUCCAGAUCAUCCCAUGGGGCUGUUUGGUGCUGAAAUGUCCUUGCAGAAUUACCCCAAAUUGGAGAAUGGGGGUGGGGCCUUUAUACCCUGAUGUUGAUCAUUUGAUGCAAGCCACACACAGGAAAGGGUGUGAUUGUGGGCAAGGUGACUCUCCUUAGCAGAGGACAAUCUCUGGGUUUGAAGUUAGUGAGAGGGAAUUCUGCUGAGAACUGUCAUCUGUCAACACACCCAGCAGCUGGGCUGCUAUAGUCUGAGUGUUUGUGUGACCCCAGGAUUCAUAUAUUAAAUUCCAACACCCAAUGUGAUUAGGUAUUAGGAGAUGGGCUCUUUGGGAGGUGAUUAGGUCAGGAGAGUGGAACCCUUGUGAAUGGGAUUAGUGCCUUUAUAAGAGAUCCCAGAGAGUUUCCUUCCCCUUCCACUACGUGAGGAUACAAUUAGAAGUUUGCCACCCAGAAGAGGACCCUCACUCAACCAUAUUGGCACCCUGGUCUCAGACUUCCAGCCUCAGGAACCAUGAGAUAUACAUUUCUGUUGUUUAUAAGCCACUCAGUCUGUGGUAUUUUGUUAUUGCAGCCUGAAUGGACUCAGACAUACGGGAAGAGUGCUUCUGAUCUAAAGAAGUUGGGGGUGAUCUGCUCACCACAGUAUCUUCUUUCAGGCUACCAUAAUCAUUGUACCAAUGCUAUGCAAAAGAAUGAGGAAAUAAUAAAUUUGUUUUAUCAAAUAAAAUAUAUAGCUACUUCACUGAA